This is a messenger RNA of Harmonia axyridis, 919 nucleotides long. It is a transcript of the gene Ak1, whose product is annotated as adenylate kinase isoenzyme 1. The record is from RefSeq and is a predicted model, not a curated record. Gene Ontology annotation, molecular function: ATP binding; AMP kinase activity. The coding region runs from base 153 to 821 and encodes 222 amino acids. The transcript has 5 exons. Gene Ontology annotation, biological process: nucleoside triphosphate biosynthetic process. Gene Ontology annotation, cellular component: cytosol; cytoplasm. NCBI's taxonomy places the organism in Eukaryota, Metazoa, Arthropoda, Insecta, Coleoptera, Coccinellidae.
UUGGUUCAAUCAUCAUCAAUCAUGUUUGCAUGUCCAUAAAAAACUUACAAUAAUUCAUAAAAAAAUUCAAAAGGCUCCAUUUGGUCGACGUUUCAUCCAUUCACCUCAACUAAAUAAUAGUCGAACUCAAUAAUGAAUUUAAAUGUGAAGUAAUGUCCAAGAAACCCAAUCGAUUUGAAUCUAAUCGUACUUGUGGAAACAAAUCGUGCUUAGAUAGACCAUGUAGAAGAGCUGCAGCUCCAACAACUGAGAUUAAAGUCCCUAUCAUCUGGGUAUUAGGAGGACCAGGUUCUGGCAAAGGAACCCAGUGCGAAAAGAUCGUUGCAAAGUAUGGAUUUACCCAUUUAUCAUCGGGAGAUCUCCUUCGUAAUGAGGUGAAAAGUGGCUCACCAAGGGGAAAAGAACUGAAUGAAAUAAUGGAAAAGGGUGAAUUAGUACCAAUGGAUGUCGUUUUGGAUCUAAUCAAAGAAGAAAUGAUGAAAGAAUUACCAAAUUCUAAAGGCUACUUGAUCGAUGGAUAUCCAAGGGAAAAAGAACAAGGUAUUGCCUUUGAGAAGAAAAUUGGUGCUGUCUCCGUAGUACUAUUCUUUGAUGCCCCAGAUAACGUCCUUGUAGAAAGACUAUUAGGAAGAGCAAAAACAUCAGGAAGGGUAGAUGACAAUGAAGAAACUAUCAAAAAGAGGCUCAACACUUUCAACACACACAAUGAUCAAGUGGUUCAACAAUAUACUGAAAAAUUGAAGAAGAUAAAUGCUGAAAGAGAUCCAGAAGCAAUUUUUGCUGAGGUGCAGACGUACUUGGACCCUUUAGUGAAAUGCUGAAUAUUUGAAAAAAAUAUUUGAACAUCGAAAUAGCAACUCAAUUAACACAAAUAUUAUUUUUCACCUCAUUCAAAUAAAAUAAUUCAUAUUCAUGAAAA